AUGGAGAAUAUUCAGAGGAAUCCAUUGAUGACGCAUCUACUAAUGAAACAAAGGAGUCAUUGCAUUACAAUAGAAGAAUUAGAUAGCAACAACGAGUCAUCAAUUCGAUCUACUAAUGAAACAGAGGAAUCCAUUGAUGAUGCAUCUAUUGUUCUCAUGCGAAAGCGUUUGAAAGAUUUUGGUGGAAGCGGAAUCCAAAUCUCGGAAAUUAGGAGCUCUGUUUGCAUAUUUAGAGCCCCUCAAAGCUUCAGAGAAAUCAGUUGCGAGGCUGCUAUUGACCCAGAAAUGGUGUCAAUAGGCCCUUAUCACCAUGGCAAAAAUCAGGUCCAAAGAUUUGAAGGUUACAAAUGGCGGUAUCUUCGUUCCCUACUUUCUCGAACAGAGGCAAUGGGGGUCGAUUUACGCCAGUUAAGGGAGGCCAUGAAAGGAUUAGAGAGCGAGGCAAGAAGUUGUUACUCAGAGCCCAUUCCAAUGUCAAGCAACGAUUUCAUUCAUAUGAUGGUACUUGAUGGUUGCUUUAUUGUUGAGCUCUUACAUCAAGUUUGCGAAAGUCAAGGUUCUGAAAAUGUCAACAUCCCAAUCUUCAUGAAAGACCUCCUUAAGCUUGAAAACCAACUUCCUUUAUUUGUUCUUCAGAAGCUAUAUGAUUUCUCCAUUGGCAAUGGUGACCAAGAUCCCCAUAGAGAAUUUCUUUCAGAUGAGAACCCCACCAAUAUUACUUUGCCUGCUUUAAAAUUCUUUCGUCCUGCUCUCCCAAUGUCUCUUAGCUCACUUGAAAGUCCAAAAAUUUUGAAACGCUAUCAUCUACUUGACUUGUUUCACGAAAGCUUCCAACCCUCAAGAUAUUUUGAACCAAUGUUGGGGUCUAUAUGCUCUCCUUCCACAUCACAUGGAUUACAAGAAUAUAGUAGCCCAUUGUGUAAUCGGUCAAUGCCAUGUGUGACACAACUCCGACUUACUGGGAUCAAGUUCAGCCCAGCCAAAAGCACUACUGAUAGCUUCUUGGAGAUAAAUUUCGACCAAGGGGUGCUAGAAAUCCAACCUAUAACCAUCAAUGAUUUCACCAGUACCGCCUUAAUCAAUUGUGCCGCCUUAGAACAAUGCCUCCAACAUACCCAUACAUGUUUUUCUGCAUAUAUUGCUUUCAUGAGUAGUCUCAUCAACUCAGCGAGAGACGUUACAUUCCUUUGUGAUGAUGGAAUUAUCGCCAAUUCCUCCUACAAUGAUCUACGUAUUGCUCAUCUUUUCAAAAAAUUGGGAGAAAAUGUUGAGUUCAAUAUUAGAGAUCUUUACCUCUCUAAGCAAUUCAGAGAUGUGGAGGCCUACUAUAGAAGCCACUGGGCAUCUUUGAGGCGUAAAUAUUUUAGCAAUCCGUGGAGAUCUAUCUCGGUUGUCACAGCCUCUGUUCUACUGUUGUUGGCGGGAAUACAAGCAAUUAUGAACAUUUUGAGCUACAAGGUCCAUCAUAGUUAA
This is a messenger RNA of Camellia sinensis, 1473 nucleotides long. Lineage: Eukaryota; Viridiplantae; Streptophyta; Magnoliopsida; Ericales; Theaceae. The record is from RefSeq and is a predicted model, not a curated record.